CGCGCGCUCUCUAGCUCUCUCUCUCUCUCUCUCUCUCUCUCUCUCUCACACACACACACACACACACACACACACACACACACACACGCGCGCGCACAUUUUUACACACACACUUUUAUACACACGUCGCAUGCCAGGUCGGUGUCGGCGGGUCGAGAUAGACACGCUGCUAGUGUUGGUCAUGACGGUCGGCGGCCGCAGCAUGGAGCCGGCGGCCACUUGGCGGCCGCCGCUGGGGCAGCGCCAGCAGCAGCGAGCCGGGCUCCGCUGAUCUCGCUCGCCGAUUCGCAAGCGCGCACGCAGAGACUGACUCGUGAGAUGGCCUGGCCGACCUGCUGGGCGGUGGCCGUCGCGCUGGCCGCCGUCGUGUGGUGUCCCGUGCAGCUGCGGGCCGACCAGCUGUGUCCGACGUGCUCGCCGCCGCCCGCCAGUGAGUUGCUCAGCAGUGUCAGUGUCCAGCAGCAUCCGCACCUGCACCACAACCACCACCAGCCUCAGCUCCAGGCUCAGCCUCAGCUUCAGCACGUCUCGGACACGUUCUACCGCAUCGAGGCCAUCAAGCAGCAGAUCCUGUCCAAGCUCGGCCUGCAGGCCAAGCCCAACGUCAGCUCGUCCAUCCCGCACGAGGUGCUGUUGGAGACGAUGCGCAUCGUCGACGACACCGCCGGCAUCCAACGCAAACAGCAGCCGCAGCUCGAGCUCGACGACGACGACUUGGGACGAGCCUCUGAGAUCAUCUCCUUCGCCGAGCCCGGCCCAAGAUUCAAUGAGCAGACGUUGCUCGAGUUCUCGCACAGCCAGGAGAACGCAGGUGACCUGCGGAUAAAGUCUGCAAACCUGUGGGUGCGCAUGGAGCUGCGGCCAGGGGUGCUACGCGGCGCCCUGAGCGGCGCCGGUCCCGCGCAGUUUCACCACCAUCACCACUCGCCGAGGCAUAAAAAUUUCAGCUUCUUCGUGUUCAGGGCGAACAAUGUCGCGGCGUCCAUCAAUGCCACGUACCCUAGUAGUAAGGACCUGGAGCUGGCCAGCUCGCUGGACAUGUCGGCGGAGGCGCUGGGCUGGCUCAAGUUCGACAUCACCGAGACGGUGCAGGAGUGGUACUCUGGUGCCGCGUCGGCGCGGCACAAGCUGCACCUGCUGGUGGACUGCGCCGGCUGCAGCGAGCUGGUGCAGCAGCCGCUCAAGGGGCCGGGCGGGGGGUGGCGGGCGCAGCAGCCCAACCACCGGCCCUUCCUCGUGGUGCACACGGACCCUGACGUGCCGAAGCGCACGAAGCGGCACGCGCUCACGUGCAGUGACCAGGUGAAACAGUGCUGCAUGCAGCGCUUCUAUGUGAACUUUACCCAGAUCGGCUGGAGCGACUGGAUCAUCAGGCCGAACGGCUACGAGGCCAACUACUGCCGGGGCACGUGCGGCCUGCACCGCACUCCGGACACCUUUCUCAAUUACCACACGCACGUGAUGGCGCAAUACCGCACUCGCAACCGGCUGGCCGGUCUGCAGCCGUGUUGCUCGCCGGUCAAGUUCUCGCCGAUUUCGCUCAUCUACUUCGACAGAGACAAUAACAUUGUGAAGCAGGACCUGCCCAAGAUGACUGUCGAGGAGUGCGGGUGUCCUUAAGACGCAGGUUCCCGAGUGAUGUGCGUCCAGAGUCUGGACGGCGCGAAUCGAUUCGAAAAAUAAAAUAAGCAUUUGGUGAUACUAGAUGCGUGCGAGGCGCGUGCUAGCUGCGCACCGACCCCGACUGCGCAGUCGCUGCGGGCACGACCACUCGGCGCAGGCGCACUCCGACUCGCGCCCACUCUCCUUUCAACUUUUAAACGGGAUAAUCCCCGAUCAAUCUGUGAUGAUACGAUUAGAAUUUUGGCUCCCUGAAUACCCUACCUUUAUUUUCUCGCGCUGCUGGUUUGCGCAACGACGCGACAUUCUCGUUUGCACUGACGUGGAAAAUCAGUGCGUCCGUCUCUCUCUCUUCAAAAUUCCCGUUUGCAGUUUCGCUUUCGUUUCAGCGGUCGUCCCGUCGUUGCGCAAACCAAAAAUUAAUUCAAAUUUUGCACGAUCUGAGAGCAAACUAUUCAAGGGACAUAUCCAUUUCUACCCGAUUGGAAAUGUGUACUGCUUGUGUUCAAAAGUUGAUCAAAAGUAUUCAAACGAUAUUAAACGCAUUAUACUCACUCCCCCAUAAGGAUGACGAGAAGCCAGACAUUUGCAGCUGAUGACAAGAGCAGAUUUUAACAGCACAGUUCUUACACGCCAAAUUUUAAUAAUAACAAGCAACACAUAAAGUGGAAAAGAUGAAAAGUACAUUUCACGUUAUCAUAUCCCUUCUCUAAUCCACUAGCGAUUUAGAUUUUAGAUGUGAGUUGACAGACCGUUUAUUCGUAGUUUCCUAGAGCGCAUGACGAUAGUUUAGAAACCUACGAAACGUCACCACGGUACGAACCAAAAAAGUAAAAAUCAGCAGUUUGCAAAUGUACGCGCUUGGUGUAAAGACGCACGCGGCAACACUACGUAUAACCACGCACUAUAACAGAGUCCUUCGAUCCCACCGCAGUUCGUUUUCGUUCCCUUCUCACGAGUUGAGUUGACAGAAAAUAAUUUGUAGGGUAUUGCGAAAUUUCAUGGGGGACCAGAGCCUCGUUGUGGGGUUUUAUAUCACCUGCGAUAUGUAAGGUCUGUAUAAAAAAGAAGCAACGAGACUUGUACAGUGAGAGAAAGAGUCCAGUUGUUGUAAAAUGUUGUAAAAAUCUACCAAGCAGAGGUCAUCAUUAUUAUUGAAUUGCUAAUUGUAAAUACACACACACAGACACACUCAAACACACACCACAACCACUUGAAAUCGACAGAUGUUUCAAAGAAAAUAUGCUAAUAAUUCUCUCAUUUCUCGCUUGCGGCUGCUUUCACACCCGUUUUCCUUGCAUUUAAUUAAUACCUUCGCCACCAAGCAGUCACACACACCUACACACAUCACUCUACUUACUUAGGCUUAUGAAUGUGCAUAAUUAGAACCGAGUAAAAAGCAAGCUGUGCUCCUGGUGACAGAUGGAGCCACUGCCUCGCUUUCCACGAUCACCAGAAGCUCAAACACUGCGCGCGCGCCUCUCUGAGCAAUGCCUUAUAAUUACACACAGCAGUUCCGAACAGCACACUCGUAAUUAUCCGUAUUGACUGCAGUAAAAUCAUUCCCAGCAACCCCUUCCCAACACGUAAUAGGAUGAGCUAACGCAGCGAUCAGACUCACACUCAUUCACUCUGUAGAAGUUCAUUGUGCAACCAUGCAACAAAGUAUCCACGCAAUUUCGCUUUUAAAUUACAAAAUACUCCUAUAUCAUAAUAUUUUUACAGUAAGCGAAUGGACGCAGAAAUGGCCUUUGAAAAGGGGCGUUCCAGUCAGAGUCCUUCUGCGCCGCCGGCUUAUCGAGAGAUCGACACAAACUCUCCUUAUAUCGAGAAGCCCGUUCCAUUCCACACGUUCAUUCCUUGCAAGUCUCAUCAACGUGCAAUAAUCCUAAGCAAUCUGAAAGACAAUAGACAGAGAGAAGUUAUACGCAAAAAUUCUGUACGACUACGUUAACUGUUGCUGAAAAAAACAAACAAAAAAUAAAACGAUAUGUGACAGAUUGUUGAAGCCCCUCGAAAUUCGACUGAUACAAUAAAUAAUUACGAAGCUCCACGGCGACGGAGUCUGGGUCACUAGGAACCAGCAGUAGAGUAGCACCAAAAGUUUAAUCCUAAUCUUAGAGACCCCGGCAGUCGCCCAGACUCCGCGGGAAUUGCCAAAACCCGAUUGUACACGCGAAAUAAAAUGUGAUCUGCAAAAUUGUUGUGAUGAGAAAGUAAGAGUUGUUGUUGUUUAAUGAUGAGAGAAAUUUAACACGAGUCCCACUGCCUGGAUCAAAAGAGAGCGAAUCCAAAUCGGAGUGAAAUCAAUUGAUAUAAAUUGUAAGCGGAACAGGAGAAUCUUAUUGGUUUGUACGUAUAUCAUUUGACGCGACCAGCAUAGUAUGUCGAAGAAAUUAAAUGAAAUAAAAAAAAAAACACAAAAAAUUCCACCUUCUUGAGCCACCCAACGAAUCUGCCCACACAUGAUCUGUUAUUCGAACAAUUGUAAUUUAAGCGCCCUCAUGCAUUUAAUGAGGCAUUAGUUCUCUAGAUUAAUAAAUAUUAUAAUUACUACAAAAGCAA
This is a messenger RNA of Cloeon dipterum, 4185 nucleotides long. Its product is annotated as inhibin beta chain-like. The coding region runs from base 319 to 1620 and encodes 433 amino acids. NCBI's taxonomy places the organism in Eukaryota, Metazoa, Arthropoda, Insecta, Ephemeroptera, Baetidae. The record is from RefSeq and is a predicted model, not a curated record. The transcript is spliced from 3 exons. Gene Ontology annotation, molecular function: cytokine activity; growth factor activity. Gene Ontology annotation, cellular component: extracellular region.